CCAGUCCCAACAGAAACCAUGACAAAGAUUAUUCUCCUCACAGGUCUAGCCCUUCUGCUGCAUGCUCAGCUACGCUCUGCCUACCAGCUGACAUGCUAUUUCACCAACUGGGCCCAGUACCGGCCGGGCCUGGGAAGCUUCAAGCCUGACAACAUUGACACCUGCCUGUGUACUCAUCUGAUCUAUGCCUUUGCUGGGAUGCGUGACAACAAGAUCACCGCCAUGGAAUGGAAUGAUGUGACUCUCUACCAAUCUUUCAACGGCCUGAAAAACAAGUAAGAGAAGGGGGAGAUACUUAAUUUGGUAUCUCCUAAUUUCACUGCCAUGGUUUCCACUCAGGAGAACCGCCAGACUUUCAUCGCCUCAGUCAUCAAAUUCCUGCGUCAGUAUGGAUUUGACGGGCUGGACUUUGAUUGGGAGUACCCUGGCUCUCGUGGAAGCCCUCUUCAGGACAGGCAUCUCUUCACUGUCCUAGUGCAGGAAAUGCGUGAAGCUUUCGAGCAGGAAGCUGAGCAAGCCAACAAGCCCAGGCUGCUGGUCACUGCUGCAGUAGCUGCUGGUAUCUCCAACAUCCAGUCUGGUUAUGAGAUCCCUCAGCUGUCCCAGUACCUGGACUACAUCCAUGUCAUGACCUAUGACCUCCAUGGCUCCUGGGAGGGUUACACUGGGGAGAACAGCCCCCUCCACAAGUACCCAACUGACACUGGCAGCAAUGCCUACCUCAAUGUGGAUUAUGCCAUGAACUACUGGAAGGACAAUGGGGCCCCAGCUGAGAAGCUCAUCGUUGGAUUCCCUGCUUAUGGGCGUACCUUCAUCCUAAGCAAUCCUUCCAGCACUGGCAUUGGUGCCCCUACUUCUGGUGCUGGUUCUGCUGGACCCUAUACCAGGCAGGCUGGGUUCUGGGCCUACUAUGAGAUCUGUACCUUCCUGCAAAACGGAGCUACUCAGGCAUGGGAUGCCCCGCAGGAUGUGCCCUAUGCCUAUAAGGGCAAUGAAUGGGUUGGCUAUGACAAUGAAGAGAGCUUCAAAAUCAAGGCUCAGUGGCUUAAGCUGAACAAUUUCGGAGGUGCCAUGGUCUGGGCCAUUGACCUGGAUGAUUUCACAGGCACUUUCUGCAACCAGGGCAAGUUCCCUCUGAUCAACGCCUUGAAGGAUGCUCUUGGCCUGAACACUACAAGUUGCACAGCCUCGGCUCAGCCCAGUAAGCCCAACGGCAGGAGCGGAAGCGGAAGUGGAAGUGAGAGCGGAAGUGGGAGUGAAAGCGGGACUGGGAGCAGCAGUUCUGGAGAUAGCUCUGGCAGCAGCGGAUUCUGUGCUGGCAAAGCCGAUGGCCUCUACCCUGUGGCGAAUAACAGAAAUGCCUUCUGGCACUGUGCAAAUGGAAUCACAUAUAGGAAGAAUUGCCAGGCGGGGCUUGUCUUUGAUACCAGCUGUGAGUGCUGCAACUGGGCAUAAACCUGACCCGUGUCUCCAUUCCCUAGGGUUCUGAAUAGUCUCCUUUGCUUAGCACACCUUGCCCCUACCCAGAGUUCUGCAAUAAAAUCCAUCAGUCAAAACAUGAGUAUCCUUGGUUUUAAGUGAUUCGGGUGGAAA
Molecule: messenger RNA, 1593 nt
Organism: Vicugna pacos (alpaca)
Lineage: Eukaryota; Metazoa; Chordata; Mammalia; Artiodactyla; Camelidae
Source: RefSeq, a predicted model, not a curated record